GUUUUUCCGAGAUUUUCCCGAAUUCGCGACUCUUCAGCCAUCUCGUUCUAUUUUAGGACGAAUGAGUGAUAAGAGAUUCAUAAAAUUGUUCUACUGCAAUCAUUACUAAUGUUUUUUGUCAUGGAACUCAUGAAUGCGGUAUGAAAACCGUUUUAUGAAUAGUGCAAAGGUUCCGUUUCUGUGAUUGAUAGAAGUUUAGUAAUAUGCAAUGGAUAGGCAAGAGUUGGAAAGGGCGAUGGCUGUGCAUGGUGUUGGUGCUGUUAUUGUGCCCCUUUAUCAUAGCCCAGAAGAUAGGUGACCCGUAUAAAAUAUUGGGAAUACAUCGCAGGGCCACCUUCUCCGAAAUUCGUAAAGCAUAUAGGCAACUCGCUAAAGAAUGGCAUCCAGAUAAAAAUGAAGAUCCAAAUGCCGAGUCCCGCUUCGUUGAGAUCAAGCAAGCGUAUGAAUUACUAUCAGACACAGAACGGAGACAAGCAUAUGACCUCUACGGCAUAACUAAUGAAGAUGAUCACAUGUAUAAACAGAGGCAUGAUUAUAGCCAGUAUGCACGAUUUAGCAAUGAUCCAUUUGAUUUCUUCAGUGCACACUUCCGAACACAAGAUCAAGAUAUAACACUAUUCCAUAAGCUGUCUGUUACUACCAGGCAUUUUGAGAACAACAUACUAGAGAAGAGCAUCCACACACCGGCUCUAGUUCUCUUCUACACGGACUGGUGUUUUGACUGUGUCCGAUCAGCGUCAUCAUGGAGGAAGCUGGUGGAAGCCCUGCAGCCACUCGGCAUAACGUUGGCAACAGUCCAUGCUGGGCAUGAAGCGAGUCUAGCAAGGAGGAUCGGUGUGCAUGGUGUACCGUGCUUGACGUUUGUACUGGAUAAACAGAUCUAUAUAUAUAAGGAGAGUCUGGCCUCGCUGCCGAAGGUUUUGGAGUACAUCCGAUGGAAGUUCCCAUACAAAAUGAUACAGAACUUAGACGAUAGUAACGCGAACGCAUUCUUGAACGACUUUGAAGAUAACAAGGUGAAAGCGUUGAUAUUUGAAGAGAGGCAGGUUAUACGGCUGAGAUACUUGAUUACCGCCUUCCAUUAUAGGGACUGGGUGUCUUUUGCUUUCGUCGACAUAUCCUCCCGCGACACUCAGAACCUGACUGCUAGAUACAAGGUCCAACGCAGCAUGGAUACCAUGGUGUUGCUGAAGGAGGACUCUCCAGAGCCGGUGGCCACCGUCAGCACUACGGAGAUACCGACACAAACGCUGACGCAGCUGAUCGAGGCCAAUCAAAUGCUGACACUGCCGAGGUUGUCUUCGCAGAGCAUGCUAGACGCGGUAUGCCCGGUAGAGUGGCGAGCAUCUCGUCGCAGACUCUGCUGUGUACUCGUGGCUAGAGAUGCCCGUGCUCUACCGGCUCUACGACCACUCGCUAGAAGAGCGCCGGAUCGCACGCGCUAUGCGUAUUUGUAUGCGCACAGGCAACCGCACUUUUUGACUGCGCUCGCUAAUGGAUCAGGCAUAGACAUAUCAUCACUAGAACACCGCAUAGUGGUGAUAUGGCGUCGUGAAGCGAGUCGUGUACAAUUCGAGUGGCUCAACGAAACCUGGCCCACGUGCCAGCACUGCUCUGAUGAUGUGGAGGAAACCCUGGAGUACCAUGAGCGACUUAAUGAGACCAAGAGGGCAUUGGAACAGCUGGUGAAGAGGUUACUAAAGCCGAACGAAGUGGUCGCGUAUGAAGCUCAUGUGCAGGAAUUACUCGACGAAGCAGCGAAAAGUGCGAUAUGGCGGGCGUUCCUGAAAGUGGGCGAGUGGAGCGAGAGGGCGAUACUCGCGUUGCGCACGCAGCAUGCCAUCUCGCUCAUAUCCGUGCUCGCCACCGUCGCUCUCGUGCUGGCCGUGGGCUAUCUCAUGGCGUAUCUCAUUCGAGUGGAAGAAGAGUCGAUCCAACGGCAGAAGCAAGAGCGCCGGCAGCAGAACGGCAACAAGCCGAGCGAGCAGCCGGAGAUGCGCCUGCAUGAGCUAAGGGCCGAGAAGUAUAACGGACUUGUUAGGUUGCAAAAGCCCGGAUGCAGGACGAUUGUACUUUUAGUGGACAUGCAAAGUCGAGUGCAGUUGUUGUCUAAAUUCCAUAAGAUAGUGUGGCCGUAUCGCAAGAACAAGACGCUGGUGUUCGCGUACCUGUGCGUGGAGCGCGGCGUGGAGUGGUUCCGGCGCGUGCUGGAGCUGUCGCUGGGCGGCGCGGCGCUGCGCGUCAACGGGCGCAACUGCGUCGGCACCGUGCUGGCGCUCAACCCGCACCGCAAGUACUUCUGCAUCUACCACGCCAAGCACCCCGAGUGCGCCAAGCCGCACAAGCGCAUGUCGCGCAUGACGCGGUCGCUGGGGGGCGGAGCGCUGGACCCGGAGGCGGGCGCGUUCAUCGGCUUCACCACGGAGCCCGACUCCGACGAGGAGCCCUACGAGCCGCCCGUGCUGCUGCAGGAAAACCUCCUCGAUGGUUUGGAAAAUUGGCUCGAUCGUCUCUUUGAAGGCAGCACGCACCGAUACUACGUGAACUACUGGCCGGAUAUGACGACGAAGUGAAGUGUAAUUGGCGCGUCUUUGGUUUUUAUGACAGGUGAUUCUUUUUUUAAUUCACCCCAGGGUAAAGGGUUUUUGGCGUACAGCCAAGUUUUGACAGGUUUCUUUGCUGACAGUUUGGAAUGUAUUUUUUUUUUAAUGUACGGGCAAAGGGGUGUCUACGUUUGGGAUUACUUUUUAAUGUAUAGCAAAGUUUGUUUAAGGUGACUUUUCAACUGGGCUGCAUUAUACUUUGCCGGAUUUUUCUUGGUUGGUUUAUGCAGGUAUUGUGGUGGAUCUAUUUUCUUCUAUUGUCUCAUAUAUUUGUUAAGGCUUAAUUUUUGAGUCUAGAUAUGGGAAAGUUAGUUAAUAAAUUAUACUGUAUUAAUCUAUAUGGAAUGUAUAUUGGUCAGGGUUAUAAAGUACGUAUUGGGCAUUUGCGUUGUAUUAAAAAGUAUUUUAUUUGGAAUUUGUUAUCUCUAUAAAAAUCUUUUUACACUUUCUUGAUAUUCUAUAUGUUAUAUUUACAUUAUUACAUUAUAAUUAUAUUAGAACAGAAUGAUUGUGUCUUAUUACUAUGAGCCAAGGUUGGAUUUCGUUUGGUUUACUGCCCAAGAUUUCGACCAGUUAGGUGAUAGGCGCGUUGGUGCGAAAGUGUAGUCUAUGGUUAUGAUAAAUAUAGAGGAGGGAAUACUGGAGGUAUUUUUAUUGUCUCUGCCUGCCCCAAUAUUUAAAGUGUAUCUUUAAAGGAAGACACGCAAUUGACAAAUUAUUGACAUUUGAAUAAAGGAAAUGUGCUCAGUUUUUAUUUCUUAGAAGCCCGAUGUUUAAUAUCGUAGACAUAAACCUAAUUCAAAUACAUAUGGAAGACCUACAUAGUUAAAACAUUGGUUAUAUUUAUUUACCAAAUUCUACAUAUUUUUAACCUUUUAUCUUUCAUAAAUUUUUAGUGUGUGUUCAUUGUCUAUGGUUUGUGAAUUGCGCGGUCUAUUCUCUAUGGCUAAGUUAUUAAGGAUCAAAUGAAUUAGUGCCUGUCACAUAUUAUAGUACUGAUAGACGCACGUAGGUGUGGUUAGAUACGAAUGUUAUACCUAACGUUGUACUGUGACGUCACUGGGGACUUGAGUAAUGUGACGUCACAGAUAGUGUUGCCAUAGUGUACCGUAUCGUAAUAAAUUCGUGUAUUGGUGUGGGGAAUUAUUUAAUUUACAUAAUUUUUAGGACAAAUAACUUUUCAAUUCAAUUCUAGAAGAAUAUAAUUGUCAUAACAUAGUUUUGACAUUUAGCACAUUUAAAAAGGAUAAUUUAUAGUUUGAUAAGAACAAUUUUCAGUGUCGGUAUUGUUUUGUCCGAUCAGAUAUCAAUUUACGGUCUUACUAAUAAAAUGUUACCCAUUCGCUAUGCCAUGGAUUAGUUAUUGCAAUAACCUGUCUUGUUUUAAUGAUUGACGUUUCAUGUGAGCAAAAGCAGGACACAGCAAUGGUAGAAAAUGGUAGAAAUUUAUCCAUUGUUUAACUUUUUAUUAGUAAGGCCGUAUGAUUUCCAGAAUUUUAUUGCUCCUAUAGGUUGAAACGUCACUUGAAAUUAUAAACUUGAAUUGUUCGAAAUAUUUGUAAAUUAAAUAAUUCUCCAAGGGACAAAUAUUAAAAUUCACACUUUUAUAAUGUUUAGCUUGUAAAUAGAGCGUUCGAUUUCAAGAUAAAACACACGGUAGCUAGUAAUAUAGACAGUAUUAUACACUGGCACUUUUAGAUAUUGUGACAAUACGAAUCUGUUACAGUGAUAGGCAUAGACAAGAUAGGUUUUGCCUGAAACAUCUCUUGUGACUUUAAAAAGAAUGAAAAAACUGUCUCGCUAAAAACCUCUUUUCAAAAAAUAAUGGUAAAAUAAAACAAUUAAUAUAGUUAAAAAAAAACUAAGACACGCUUGAACUUAUGAAAUUAUUGUACUGACAUCGAUCCUUGAUACUGUACAGAGUUUAAAUUAAAUCGUUCCUUUUAAAGUGUGUCAAAAUCGUGUGUAAAGGAGUCGGUUACAGACAAAAUACCGGUGAAGCUAAUAAAAGCGUGUUGAUAUGUUCAAACCUCUUCCCGAUCCUCGAUUGAUAUUUUAAUACUGUUUUUCAGCUAUCAAUGAAUAAAACUUUGAAUAAAUUGUCUAUGCCUGUCACUUGUGCAGUAAAUAUUUCAAUUUACAUUAUUUAUUAUUCUCCGAUAAGCUCUCUACUACAUUUUUAAAUAAUAUAAGUAGAAAAAUAAAACAGUGCCUAUGUACAAUGUUUAUAAUUAUGAUUAAAAUUUAACCAUGCAAUGUUGCCACUUAUUUAUAGGGUAAUCAUUUGGUAGUACAGUCUAGUCAAAUAUUAUUGCCAUUAGUUAUAAAGUAUUAUUCGGCUUUAUACAACACACGAAAUGAUUAUGAGCUUGAACGUUUUGCUCUCUUUAUUAUUCAAUUCAGCCGUGUAUCAUAUUAUGAGACCCUAGUGAUGACGUCACAAGUCUCAUCAUAUCGUACGCGGAUUGAAUGUCUCGUUAGGUCAAAGUUCAAUUUUAAUCAAAUUCUAGAAUAAUUUUAUAUCAAUGUAACCUUUCAAGUUUUAAAUUAUACGGUAUUUUACCAAAACGUUACAGGUUGUCUAUUUUAUUCUUCGUUGUACUUGUGUGCGUGUUUUUUUGAAUAUGAAUAGAUUGUUGCAAGUUGAAUUUAAACUUUUGUAAUGCCUCCUCCACAUUACUCGCGAAGUUGAACGAGGUUAGACGAAUAGAAUAAUGUAGAGAGGCACUCCGGCUUACUUCGUCCAACUUUACCUCGCCUCG
Molecule: messenger RNA, 5365 nt
Organism: Colias croceus (clouded yellow)
Lineage: Eukaryota; Metazoa; Arthropoda; Insecta; Lepidoptera; Pieridae
Gene: l(3)80Fg
Product: dnaJ homolog subfamily C member 16
Exons: 14
Coding region: 204-2573 (789 amino acids)
Source: RefSeq, a predicted model, not a curated record